AAGGAGGAGGAGGAGGAGGAGAAGAAGAAGAAGAAGAAGAAGAAGUUGCAGGAUGGAGGUGACAUCACACUGUGACAUCACAGAGAGCUCAGCCAAUCAGAAGCCGGUCCAAUCAGAAUGCAUCUCCGUGCAGCCGACAGCCAAUGGGACGCUGCUGCAACACAGCACAGACGAGGCCCCGCUCCCUCUCUCUGAGAGGCCGGAGGACGCUGACAGCGGGGAUGACUUUGUGACGGACAGCUGCUCCACCGACGUGUCCCACCUCCUGCCCAAACACAAAGGUGUGGAAGUCUCGGUGGAGUCUCCUCCCAUCUGCUCUGCUCCUCGUCCUGUGUCUCCUCCUCCUCAUCAUCAUCAUCAGCGGCUAAGCUCCAAUCAGAAGCAUCUCUCCUCCACCCGAAGCCCCGCCCCCACCAAGACUGAUGCCGCCCACAUCAAGGAGGUCGCUGGAGACGACUGCUGUGUCCACUGUCUCCUGGCGUGUCUGUUCUGUGAGCUGCUCUCCAUGUGUUCAGCGGUAGGUGAUUGUCUGGUGUGCGGAGUGGGCGGGGCCUGGUCAUGUGACGUGGCGCCUGGCUGCUGCUGCUGCGUGGAGGCGGUGUGCUCGGAGGCGGCGUGCUCGGAGGAGGCGUGUCAGGCUGUCCUGGACUGCGGCGUGCUAGAGGACUGCUGCGGGUCCUCAGACUGUCUGGAGGUCUGCCUGGAGUGCUGCUCAAUCUGCUUCCCCUCCUAGAGCCAAUGAGAGCGCAGCACGGUGAUGUCACCGACGUUUGUUGUUGUUGUUGAUUAAACUGAGAUCAGCAUCGGAAGAUCUCCAACUCUGCUUCAGCUCUCUGUGUGACAGAACACACACACACACACACACACACACACACACACAAAUGUUUAAAGUUUAUAAUUCCACCAGAACUGUUUGUCCAGAUUAUUGUUAUUAUUAUUAUUAUUGUUAUUAUUAUUAUUAUUAUUAUUAUUAUUAUUGUUAUUAUAUAUAAAGUGUAGAUUCAGAUGGAUUACCAGUAAUUUUUCACUGUUCAGACGUGUUGAUGAAGUCGUGUUUCUGGACACCAACACCAGCAGCUCCACCAUCACUCUGUGUUAAAAUAUUCACUCUCUUUUCAUUUAAAAGUUGAAAAUAAAUUAAAACCUUUAUAAUAAAAGUAUAAAUCCUUCAGUUUCUGAUGAUGUCACGAAUAAAUUAAUAAUUAAAUGAAUUAUUAUUAUAGUCAUUAUAAGCAUGUUACAGCAGCGGUGGGCAAUUUAUUUCCCCUCUGGGCCACGUGACCAAAACUCUGAACUAAACUCUGUCUAUAUUAACUUAGUCUCUUGAUAAAAAGCAGUAAAUAAUCUGGUUCUGAGCUGCUGCUGUUGCUGCUGCUGGUAAGAAUAAAUGUUAUUAUAAGACUUAAUGUUUAUGUGGAGUCAUAUAUAGCCGCAAAAACUCCAUCAUUAUCUCACUUCUCCAUUUAUUUUAAGCACAACAUACAUUCAAACCACAUAAACAAUGUAGAGCAUAUAUGUCUGCAGUAAACAUAGUGUUUCCUCUUGGAUUGUCUUAGCAGCAGGUAAAGGGUUAUCUGUCCUCUGGGUGGUGUGAGCAUGUAAAUAUCAAUCAGCAAUUUAUAAAGUAUAAAAAUGACACUCGAACUGCAAAUCAAGCUUUAGAACCAGAGUGUCCAACAGGAUGUUCUGAGACUAUGAUGGGGAUCCGGGGACAUGCUCCCCCAGAGAACAUUUUUGUCCUAAAAGUCUAAAUUUGGUUCCUCUCACAUUAUAAUGAACUGUUCCAUCUAAAUCAUUGCACAUCUUAUUAUCUUAUUAUCUUAUUAUGACAGUCUUCUUGUAAAUUCUGUGGUGGACUCUGUUAACACAUCCGAAUGCUGUUAUUUUGAAAGUGUUUGCUUUUAUUUUUAAGGCGGGUCUAACACUUAGUAAAUACAAGCACCAUGAAAACAAGUGGAGGCUGACUAGCUAACCGUCUAUGGUGAAACCUAACUCAGAGAAUGGAGUGCUGCUAACAGAGUGCUUGCGCUGUUUCGGUUGUUAUGACAUCCUGACAGUGUUCCGGUCGCUCGACCCUGAGUAAACCAAUAAUUUAUUAAAUUUAUGCAAAAAGUUUUCAAGGUCAGUAACAACAAGCUAACGCAGUGUUCUUUGUGGAACGUGUUUCUGUGCAGGUGCGUACGCAUGCGCAUACGUUAAACGCCUUUAAAAUAAAAGCACUACAUCUUCUUAUAUAGAGUUUUACAAAAAUUUUGAUUUCAUCAAACAUUGUCAAAACCAUUCGAGCACUUUACAAUGACCCGAAGGCAAGAAUGAAAAUAAAUAGAGACAUUUCAAAUGCAUUUGGACUGGGAAGAGAGACCAGACAAGGCUGUCCAAUCAGCCCAUUGCUGUUUGCAAUAUUUAUUGAAGCCUUAAAUCAAGGGAUUAUCCAAGACAAUAACAUUACAGGUAUCAAGAUGUUAGGACAAGAACAUCAAAUUUCUUUAUUCGCGGAUGAUGUCUUAAUCUACUUGUCGCACCCAGAGAACUCAAUUUUGAAAUUAUUGUCAUUUUUAGAUGUUUUUGGCUCUAUCUCAGGAUACAAAUUAAACAUUACAAAGACCCAAAUACUUAGUUUCAACUAUAGACCUAGCCAGACUAUAAGUCUAUAAUCUAACCUUCAACAAAAUUGGGAUUGCGACCACAUGAGAUAUCUAGGAAUAAACAUAUCUAAAGACUCAACAAAGUUGUAUGACCUAAACUUUUACCACUUAAGUCAGAAAAUACAGGAGGAUAUAAAGAGGUGGAAUUUGAUUCCAUUCUUAAGUUUUGAGUCUCAAAUUGAGGCAGUAAAAAUUUUUUCCCAGAAUUCUUUAUCUAUUCCAGACUCUUCCAGUUGAAAUAGGUGAUAAAAAAAAUUUAACGAAUGGGACAAAUUAAUAUCGAGGUACAUUUGGCAAGGAAGAAAACCAAGGAUAAAAUUUAAAACUCUGCAAUUAGCGAAGGGUAAAGGAGGACUUGCACUCCCAUGUUUCAAGGACUACUAUAUCAGCCCAAUUGAGGAUUUUGUUUUGUUGGUGCAACUCUGAUUACCAGGCGAGAUGGAAAGAAAUUUAAGAGAGCAUGUCCGGGGAAAUUCCAAUUCAGGAAAGGAUAGGAGAUAAAAGAUUAAUUAGAAACUUAAUGGAAACAAGCAAUAAAUGGAUCAAUUGGUGUUUGAAAAUAUGGCUAAACACUAUUCAUAAAAAUGAUCCACUUGAAGAGAUAAAGAUUCUGAGAUGUUGCUCACAUGACGUCGACUUUAUUCCAAACAAAUUAGACAUCAGCUAUAAAAG
Messenger RNA from Centropristis striata (black sea bass), 3317 nucleotides. RefSeq lists its product as uncharacterized. The transcript has 5 exons. Bases 53 to 733 code for a protein of 226 amino acids. The record is from RefSeq and is a predicted model, not a curated record. Lineage: Eukaryota; Metazoa; Chordata; Actinopteri; Perciformes; Serranidae.